Messenger RNA from Aedes aegypti (yellow fever mosquito), 940 nucleotides. RefSeq lists its product as uncharacterized. The record is from RefSeq and is a predicted model, not a curated record. The transcript is spliced from 3 exons. Lineage: Eukaryota; Metazoa; Arthropoda; Insecta; Diptera; Culicidae. Bases 92 to 442 code for a protein of 116 amino acids.
GCUGCUUUCACGUGCAUUUGUUAUUGUUGUGUGUGAGACGGUGUUCGGAUAAGUUUCUGCAAGUUUACUCGAGAAAGUUAAAUAUCACAAAAUGAACGAAUAUUUGUGGGAAUUUGCCCAAAAAUUGCCCAGUGAAAAUCAAUUUCAAGUCAUCCUGAAGUCCGCCUUAUCAAUUUCAGCAUCCAGUAAGGCUGAUGUAGGGAAAACAAACAACAAGUGGAUGUGCCGCAAGUGCAAAACCUUAUGGAUGCACGGCUACUUUCACGUAGAUGAAGUGGCAAGCACUAACCGAUAUGACAAGCUCAUUGAGAAGUGCCAGAACAAAUCCUCACGAACAAGAAAGCAGCAGGCAUAUCUGGAUUAUCUCACAAGUCGAAAGCGUGUUACUGUGAAAUACACUUGUAAGCUGUGCUCCUAUAAAAACACGUGUCAUCACCGAUAGAGGUGGCACCACGUCCAAGUCUGUCUCCGCAGCCUUGACCUCACGAAAGGAACUUACAGCUCCUCCAGUCAAUGUCACCAGUAAUAAGCGAAAGAAGCGCAAGCGGGACCCAACUGCAGGACUUAACAUUUCGGUUGCAGUAAAAAGCGGCCCUCAGAAUGUACCAAAAAAGAGCACUAAACCGUCUUCGUUUAGCUCAAAGGAACCUAGUAAGCUCAAUGCUUUGGCCAAUAUGUUGAAGAAGAAGACUGAAGGGAUGUCAUCAGUUGGGACGUUAACGGCCCAGGAUCGAUUGAAAUUGUUGCUUAAGUAGUAACUAUAAUAUUGAUUUUUAUUCGAUAAAACUAGUAUAAUGAUCACUGAUACAUACUUUUCAGUGGAAAAUAGGAAAGAUCAGGAGGAUAGUAAAGUAGGUAGUGUGUGGUAAUCAAUGUAAAAGAAAUGUGUGAUUGAAACAAUACCAUGUUCAAUAGAGCACUAGGGGUAACUUGAGUAUCA